Messenger RNA from Xenopus tropicalis (tropical clawed frog), 3366 nucleotides. The record is from RefSeq and is a predicted model, not a curated record. Lineage: Eukaryota; Metazoa; Chordata; Amphibia; Anura; Pipidae.
CGGUGUCGCUGUCCCUUCAGUGUGGCGCUCGGCUUCCUCCUCCUCCCAUAACCCUGUGCGCUGCCCGCUGGGCCCGCCUCUCUGUAAACAUGGCGGCGGUGUCGGUGUUUCCCGGCGUGCGGCUCCUCAGUAUCGGGGACGCGAAUGGGGAGAUCCAGAGACACGCUGAGCAGAGGGAGCUGCGGCUGGAGGCCCGGGGAGGCGACAUUGCGCUGUACAACGCUGAAAACGUCUGCGUGUUCAAAUGCACGGUCUCGCGCGACACGGAGUGCAGCCGGGUGGGGAAACAGUCUUUCAUUGUCACCCUGGGCUGCAACAGUGUCCUGGUCCAGUUUGCCACACCAGCAGAUUUCUGCUCCUUUUACAACAUCAUCAAGGGCUGCCGAACUCCGGCCUCGGAGAAGAGCGUGUUCAGCGAGCGGACAGAGGAGUCGUCGGCGGUACAGUACUUCCAGUUUUACGGGUAUCUCUCACAGCAACAGAACAUGAUGCAGGACUAUGUGAGGACCGGAACGUACCAGAGGGCCAUACUGCAGAACCAUACGGACUUCAAAGACAAGGUGGUGUUGGACGUUGGUUGCGGCUCAGGAAUCCUCUCCUUCUUUGCAGUUCAGGCCGGUGCCCGCAAGGUGUACGCAGUGGAAGCCAGCACCAUGGCACAGCAUGCAGAGCUGCUGGUGAAAAGCAACAAUCUGACCGAUCGCAUUGUGGUCAUACCCGGCAAGGUAGAGGAGACCGCCCUCCCAGAGCAGGUGGAUAUUAUCAUCUCUGAGCCAAUGGGGUACAUGCUGUUUAACGAGAGGAUGCUGGAGAGUUACCUGCACGCAAAGAAGUUCCUCAAGCCUAAUGGUAACAUGUUCCCCACAAUAGGAGACGUGCAUUUGGCGCCAUUCACAGACGAGCAGCUUUACAUGGAACAGUUUACAAAGGCCAAUUUCUGGUACCAGCCAUCGUUUCAUGGAGUGGAUCUCUCAGCUCUGCGCGGGGCAGCGGUGGACGAGUAUUUCAAGCAGCCAGUCGUGGACACCUUCGAUAUCCGGAUCCUCAUGGCCAAAUCAGUCAAGUACACAGUGAAUUUCCUUGAUGCCAAAGAGGCCGAUCUGCACAGGAUAGAGAUCCCUUUCUCCUUCCACAUGCUGCACUCCGGCUUGGUGCACGGUUUAGCUUUCUGGUUUGACGUGGCCUUUAUCGGAUCCAUAAUGACCGUCUGGCUGUCGACAGCCCCGACCGAGCCUCUCACUCACUGGUACCAGGUCCGCUGUCUCUUACAGUCGCCGUUAUUCACCAAAGCCGGGGACACCUUGACCGGCACCGCGCUGCUCAUUGCCAACAAGAGGCAGAGUUAUGAUAUCAGUAUUGUUGCUCAGGUGGAUCAGACUGGGUCCAAGUCAAGUAACCUGCUGGAUCUGAAGAACCCCUUCUUCAGGUACACGGGCUCCACGCCGUCUCCUCCCCCCGGCUCCCACUAUUCCUCCCCUUCAGAGAACAUGUGGAAUACGUCAGGGGCAUACUCAAUGAACACAGGAAUGGGCAUGGGAGGAAUGCCCAACGCCUAUGAUCUCAGCAGUGUUAUAGCUGGAAGCUCAGGCAUCAGCCACAGUAACCUCAUCCCUCUAGGUGAGCAGCCUGCAGUGUCCUGCCCUCCCGCGCCGCUGCACCCGGAGCCCCAAGACCUGACACUCGGAUCCUCCACAAACACGGGGAUUGUCAAUCACACUCACUCCAGGAUGGGAUCCAUCAUGAGCACGGGGAUAGUGCAAGGAUCCGCGGGGGGCCAGGCCGCCUCCAACACCACCAGCCACUACCCUGUCAACAACCAGUUCACCAUGGGAGGCCCCGCUAUCUCCAUGGCUUCUCCCAUGUCUAUCACCACCAACACAAUGCAUUAUGGGAGUUAAAGCUUGCUCAGUCUCACCUUCCUCCCUGCUCCCUUGUCCUCCUCAAACUGACAGCAUCAGGAUACCAAAUGAUCGCAGAGCAACCUCUCUGCCCUUCCUUCCCCUCCUCCCCCUCGGCCAAAACUGCCGACACCUUUGCCCCCCCCCCUCACCUCCACACCUGCCCCCUCCUCUUCUGCCUGAGCAAAUCCUCUUGCUUUCUCAAUAUGGACUUGUACAUUUUUUAAUGAAAUAUAGUACCCCACCCCCUCACUUUAUGGAAAAAAAAAGGAACAAAAAUAGCAAAUUGAGGGGGCGGGGUUUAAUCUUGACGCUUGUACGUUACGGAGAAAUUUAAACCAAUCAUGUGUUGCUUCUCAAACUGCCGCGCCUAGCACGUGGGGCCUCCUCCCUCUGUGCCGCCUUAGAGCCAUUGCUGUGAAUUAGUAUCAUGGUUGCCUAUUGGGAAAAGACAGGCUUGAAGGUUGUUGUUGUGGGGGGGGGGGGGGGGGGGUUAUAGGGCAAGGAGAGGGAGCCGGCCCUUUAAGCAGUGGGCACCAUUGCAGGAAUAGGGUGAUCCCGACUCUCCGGUUGUUUCACCGGUUCCGACUCAUGACCAACGCUUCUUUAUAUAUUUUCUUCUUUUUGGAAGGCGACAGAAUGAAUUGCUGCAAUGAAGUCGUUAGAAUUAGCUGGAAGCCAACCCUGCGCUACUUUCAUUGUGUCACGAAACACUAACUAUUCUGGGGUAGAUGAAAUAAGCCGUUGGUCCAACCCCCCCUGCCCGCCCCGGGGUAACAGAGACUCUCUCUGCCCCGUACGGGAGCGACAGUCAUGUGGUCGGUGUUGUACGAAGGGUUAGGAUGAUUGUUUAUUAAAGCCAAAACCCCUAUUGAAAUGUGAAUUUGCUUUAUCCCCCCCCCCCCCCGUCCCUCUACUUGGACUGUGUCCGACUUUCCGUGCAACAGGUUCCGUUAUUUUGGCCUUUUCCUUCUUCCUACCUCUGCCCUCGCCGCGACGUUGUUAGCGCAUGGUCGGAAUGCAUCGAGAUGGCCCAAGUGUCCGUCCUUUUUAGCGUUUUUCUUUCUUCUAUAAAAAUUGCUUGUCGCCCCCCCCCCUCCCUCCUGCUUAGACCCCCAUAGUAUAGCCUUGUGCCUGUAAACUAGCCUUGUCCCCCUGAAGCCCCGCCCCCUGCUGCUUAGUGUCUACUCAUUUGCUACUUUUUAGUAUUUUAUUUCUCUUUUUUCCAGGGAAUUUGUCGUCUCGCAGGAUCCCUCGUUAUUUGUACUCUGUCCGUUUAUUAUUAUUUGUGUCUCGUCUGUCCCGCGUGGGGCGGCAGAUUGUAGUUGUAAGAUGGGUUUUCAGAGUUGGUUGGUUGGUGGGGGUGGGGGGGGGGCUGGGACGUCUCAGGACGAAUAGGAAACCGUUUCUAACACAACUGCUGUUCUCCCCUUUGCCUGUAGUGUUCAAUAAAGUUGGGAGGGAUUUU